This is a messenger RNA of Daucus carota subsp. sativus, 3005 nucleotides long. RefSeq lists its product as uncharacterized. The coding region runs from base 76 to 993 and encodes 305 amino acids. The transcript has 6 exons. The record is from RefSeq and is a predicted model, not a curated record. Gene Ontology annotation, biological process: regulation of alternative mRNA splicing, via spliceosome. NCBI's taxonomy places the organism in Eukaryota, Viridiplantae, Streptophyta, Magnoliopsida, Apiales, Apiaceae.
AGAAGCGACGCAGCCCCUUUUGGUUAGCGGUGAUAAAACACAACACAAUCCAACCCGAUCCAAUUGACCGGGAGGAUGAGCAAAUACGGAUUACAAAUUAGGGUUAAGCCAUCAUCGGCGGCGAGACCACCGGUGGCAAGACCCCCUCCCUCUGCUUUUCUCCACGACGAUGACGACGGAGACGUUGAGAGAGAUAUCUCUCGUCAAGCCUCUAAAAACAAGUCCAACAAAGACUACGAGGAGUUGCAUAAGAAAGCGUUAGAGGAGGAUCCCAUGGCGUUUGAGUAUGAUGGAGUGUUCGAUGAUAUGAAGCAGAACGCUGUUCGUAAAACUACUCAGGAGAAACAAAAGAGAGAGUCAAAAUAUAUUCAAGCACUAAUAGAGAAGUCUAAAGUACGAGAGCGUGAACAAGAGAUAGUUUAUGAGAGAAAAAUUGCUAAAGAGAGAGAAAAAGAUGACCAUUUACAUUCAGACAAGGAAAAAUUUGUCACUGGUGCCUACAAAAGGAAACUCGCAGAGCAGGCAAAAUGGCUGGAGGAGGAUCGAUUGCGUGAAUUACGUGAACAGAAAGAGGAUAUCACCAAGAAGGGUGAUAUGAGUGACUUUUACUUCAAUCUGUCAAAGAACGUAGCAUUCGGAGCCACCGAGGCAGAGCUGAGGAAAAAAGAAAAGACGCAGCAAGUGGAAGAGAAAAUUCAGACAUCAGAGCAAGAAAAGGCCUCAGAAAGUAGUCAUCCAUCGACCAAAAUCCCUUCAGACUUUGUUGCUGCGCAACCUGGUGAAUAUAUGAAGACACCAAUUGCUGAAUCAUCAAAAGACAAAGUUGUUGAGCCAGUUGCUGAGUCGUCAUUACCAGAUAUUAAAGUUGCUCCUGAAACAGUUAAUGAGCAAUCGAAACGUGAUCAUCAUAAAAGGAAUGAAGAUGCUGUUGCAGCUGCUAAAGAGCGCUUCUUGGCUAGGAAAAGAGCCAAGGUAGUGGAGGAACCACUUUAGGGUUGGUAACUGCUUGUAUUGUUCUGUUCUCCACAUAUUUGCCUUGUUGAUUAUUACUUUUGCUUGCACUCAUAGAGUUGGUCAUGGAAGGAAGUUAUUGUAAAAUAAUAAAAUAUAAACCAAAAAGCAAUUUUUGCAAGAAUGUUCAGCUCGGGGAUAUGAAAGAGGGAAUUUGGAGUCUAAUACAAGUACUUGAGGUAAUUGAGAUAUAUUCUUACCUACGGGGAUACGAAAGAGGGCAGUUUGACUCUAAAACAAAUACUUAUAUAUAAUCUGCAUGAUCGAUAUUUUACAGAUAUAUUUAUGCCGUGUAAUACUUAUAUUCUAUGUAAUGAUGCAAUAUUUUAUGUAAUGUGAUAAUCAUAUGAAUUGUAUCACUAUACAUGUUAUUUAAAUAUAAAAUUUGCCAUUAAAGAUAUAUUCUGUUAUUUAAAUAUCAUUGAAAGAAUAUAAUUAUCGUCUGAAUUAUUAGCAGUAUGGUAUAUUUAUUUUUAUAAAUAAUACUAUAAUACUUUUUUAUAAAUAUUUAAUAAUUUUAUUAUAAAAAAAAAAAAUUUAUAGGAUAAAGAUACAGUGAAAAUAAUUUUUUUAGUAUUUUAAAUCAAAUCAUAAUAAAAAAAUAUAUACACACACAAGGUCUAACCGGGAAGCCCCGUACAGUCGUACACCCUCUCCUCCGCAAACCCAUCGAUAAGCGGGAUAAGUGUAGAAUUUAUAGAUUUUCAAAAAAAAAAAAGAGUAGAUUUUAUAGAAUAAAAUUAAUAAACAUUUUUUCCAUUUUCAGAUAGCAUUUUUAGACUUUGAAUUACUUAUGUUCAGCGCAGCCCAAUAAAUCUUGUAUCCAUUUGGAAAAAAAAAAAAAAAAAAAAAAAUCUUGUAUCCGUUAGAAAACAACAGGGCCUCCCAAUCCGAAAUGCAAUCAGGGCCCAGUUAUCAUAAGCAGGUAGAAAUACAGACAAGGCUACACAAAAUUCACAUGUCGUAGAAGCCAAGCUCUUUCUUACCAUCCGAGUUUGAAGAAAAAGAUGAGGAUCUUCGGGAAGCUUAUGUUUCCAGGCCGUUUCAUUAUACUUUCUGCUUCCGGGAUGCUUGUGUUGGCAGCAACAACUUAUGACAUACACAGAUCAAUCAAGAACAAUUCUACGCCACCUACACAGCAAGAAAUGCAGGAAUUGAAUGAUUAUAUCAAGUCUCUUCGUCCUCCUUCAUGAGUCAUUUCUAUGACUUUUUAGUUUUGGAGGGUUCCUAGUUCGCCACGUGUCAUGUUUACAUCCUCAUAUACACCUUUUUCUAUGUACUACUACUUUGUAUGGAGGUUUGAGGAUGAACCUGGUCUGGGCUUUGUAAGUUGUAACCAUCCCAGUCUACUACUUUAACUUUCUUGUAUGUGUAUAUUUGGAUGUAAUAUUCUUGCCUUGUAAUAUUGUAAUUUGCUUGAGUGAAAUCAAACUAAGGAUGUUUCUCAAUUGUACAGCUUGGAAUACUGAUUGUAUUUGGGAAUUCAGGAUUACAUCUUUAUUAUCAGUGUACUUUUGAGCCAUUAAGCAUAUCAAUCUGGUAUGCCCGAAGGAGAUGCUCAUCGAUUGCAGCAAAUUAGAACAUAUUUGCCAGAGCACCUAAUACAACCUCGUAUUCAUACAUGAUACUGAUCUAUGAUUCAGCUAUGAUAUGCAGGUUAUUCAAAUUCAGUUCCUAUUAGAAGUUGAUAAUUGUACUCAUAUAUGAUGAUAAAAGCGUCAAUUCAGUCUGAAGUUCAACAUAACUCCCCACUGCAAAUCUUUUCUGGAAAGGAAGCAUUAAGCAUCUUAAACUAGUAAAGAAAAGCACUUAUUUUAACAGUGUGAUCCAGGACAGCCAACAAAAACUAAGCAGUUAUCAGCUGUAACACUUUCUUCCAAGCAGGGCGGCCUGAAAUAUCAAUCCACCAAGAAUUCACACUCUUUCUAUCUGUCACCAAGUGUGCCAAUCCAAUUUCAUUCAUCAAGUAUCGGAUUCCCGGGAGAUGGCUCAGG